AUGGUAACAAUCAGUACGUCCGAACGCAAGGAAUUUGACGAUGUGCUCGGCAGUGGCGGUAUUUUCCGCAAGAUGUUGACCGUUCAUACUGAUGGUAUUCAAGCAGAAUUUGGAGAAGAAGUAGGUGUGAUCUACUCAAUUUGGGUGCUCAAGUCAGGAAUCAAAGUGGUUACAGAUGAGGCACGAAAGUUUCGAAUUGGUGACGGCGAGGUGAUGCCUGCACUUGAGUUAGUGGCAAAGAUGAUGCAUGUAGGCGAAGUGUGUGAAGUGCGUUGCGAUGCUCGAUUUGCCUAUGGAGACGUUGGGCUUGAACCUCAUGUGCCUCCUGGUGCAGAGAUGAAGCUCGUGGUAGAACUCUGUCGUGUGGGUAAGAAGAUUACGGCCGAAAUGAGCUCUCAGGAGCUUAUCAUGGAGGCGACGCAGAAGAAAGAGAGUGGUAAUCGCUAUUUUAAGGAGAAAAACUAUGACCAAGCAGCGAAGCUUUACAAGCGAGCACUAAAAUUGCUUGAGACGUGGGAACAUUCAGAGGAAGACGCAACGAAGUGUAAAGAGCUACUGAUUGCACUGGGAAAUAAUGUAGGCAAUGUGCAGCAUAAGCUGAACCAGUACAAGGAGGCGAGGCAGUCAAGUCUAGAGGUUUUACAGCUGGACGGGAAGAAUAUAAAAGCCAUGUACCGCAUUGGUCACCUUGCACUGGAUCAGAACGAGUUUGACGAAGCAAACGUAUUUCUACGCAAGGCGAUGGAAAUAGAUCCGAAGAAUACUAAGGUGCGUCACUUGCUGGUGCAGCUGAAGAAGAAGAAACGGGAUCAAAAGGCACUGGAGAGGAAGCUCUAUGCAAAGCUGGGGGGCAGUAAGGCUACGGACACUGCCAAGACUAGCAAACUUGCCGGUCUAGUGGCGCGUGCAAGGCAGAAACCGUUGACUAUUGCUGCUGUUGUGAUCGUCAUUAUUGCGAGAAUCAUGUACGCGUAUAUCAGAGAUGCAAACGACGAAAUUAGCAACGACACCAUCAGCUACACCAACGAUACAGAUUAA
Peronospora belbahrii is the source of this 1038-nucleotide messenger RNA. Lineage: Eukaryota; Oomycota; Peronosporomycetes; Peronosporales; Peronosporaceae. The record is from the annotation of a GenBank genome assembly.